GUUCCCUUGGUAUAAAUGCAAUUGCGCUGAGCACUAAGAGUCAUAGUCUGAUAUAUAACUUGAAACCAUAAACAGCGAUUUGGAUAUAAAGAAGUCUUACGGUCAAAAUGAGUUUAAGAGGAAAAGUCGUGAUCAUAACCGGGUCAAGUAGUGGAAUUGGGGCCGAUGCAGCUCGUCAUCUGGCAAAAUUGGGAGCAAAAGUGUCGAUUGUUGGACGAAAUGAGAAACGAGUGAGUGAAGUGGUCGAUCAAAUAAAGAAAUCUGGUGCACCAACACCACUUCCGAUCGUGACCGAUGUGACAAAAGACGCGCAACGCAUUAUCGAUGAAACUAUCGAGCAUUUUGGUCGACUUGACGUUCUUGUAAACAGUGCAGGCGCCUUUGGAGCAGAUAGCGUGGCAUAUUUUGAUGUUGAAAAGUUUGAUAGUAUUUUAGAUACAAACGUGAGGAGUGUUAUUAUUCUAACGAAUUUGGCGGUGCCUCACUUGGAAAAGACAAAAGGAAAUAUCAUUAAUGUUUCCAGCGUUUGUGGAUUACGGCCAUUUGAUUACAUGACGUCAUACUGUAUUAGCAAAGCUGGAUUGGAUCAGUUCACAAAAUGCUCCGCGAUAGCAUUGGCUCCGAAGGGAAUACGAGUGAAUUCGAUAAAUCCAGCCACAAUCCGUACCCCAAUUUUUGAACAGAUUGGAAUCAAUGAAUCGAAUGAAAAUCAAUUCUACGAAGAUCGUAAACAUGAAUUUUUAGUGGACAGAGUUGGCGAGGUUUCGGAUACGAGUUCAGCCAUCGCUUACUUGGCUUCGGAAACAUUCUUGACUGGUGUGCUUCUGCCAAUUGAUGGUGGCCUGACGUGCGCGGGCAUUCGAAGUGAAUUAAACCGAUUUACCUUCUGAUUUCAAUGUAAUUUUAAAAUACAUGUGAAUAAAGAAAUAAGAAAAUAACUUCUUCUUUUUUUAUAUUUUUGUAACAA
Molecule: messenger RNA, 967 nt
Organism: Sitodiplosis mosellana (orange wheat blossom midge)
Lineage: Eukaryota; Metazoa; Arthropoda; Insecta; Diptera; Cecidomyiidae
Exons: 2
Coding region: 108-890 (260 amino acids)
Source: RefSeq, a predicted model, not a curated record